Stegodyphus dumicola is the source of this 3577-nucleotide messenger RNA. Its product is annotated as A disintegrin and metalloproteinase with thrombospondin motifs 16-like. Gene Ontology annotation, biological process: proteolysis; extracellular matrix organization. Lineage: Eukaryota; Metazoa; Arthropoda; Arachnida; Araneae; Eresidae. Gene Ontology annotation, molecular function: metalloendopeptidase activity. The record is from RefSeq and is a predicted model, not a curated record. Gene Ontology annotation, cellular component: extracellular matrix.
AAGUGUCUUUUGGCGCUCUUUUGAGUGAGUGAGAACUCCGAGAGACACGCUGGCUGUGUCAAAUCGGCAGCAGUCUGUCAAUAAUGCAGGUACCUAUGUUUGGAGCUCUGUAUCUGGCUUGUCUGGUCCUCGUCACUACUGGGCGGCAGGUCUUGGCUUUCUCAAGUGAAGAUGUAAAAAGACAUUACGUAGAAGUGAAAGAUAACAUAAUCAACCAGUUUACAAAAGAUCAAGAAGUCGUCUUGCCUGUUGAAGUGGAUGAAUUUGGAAAUCCCUUGUCACAGUCUCUAAAUAAACAUCGCCGACAGAAAAGAGACAUAAAUGCAUCAACUGUUAAACAUUUCGUUCUUAAAGCUUUCGGAGAACAUUUUCAUAUGGAACUGGAACCUGAAACUAAUUUGUUAGCUCCAGGAUUCAAAAUCUACCAUUUAGGAGGCCAGGUACAAAGGAAUCAUUCCCAAAAAAUUCAGAAGCCUCUUGAGAAUUGUUUGGUUAGAGGUAAACUCCGGAGACAUGCAAAUUCUGCUGUAGCUCUUAAUUUGUGCAGAGGAAUGACUGGUUUAAUAAAAACAGAUACCACCGAUUUUUUAAUUGAACCUGUGGAUACCAACGAUGGUAUAACAAAGCCACAUAUCAUAAGAAAGAGAUCUAUCAGACGUUCACAUAAAGCGGCUAUGAAAAAUGAAAGUUCUGAAAAUGAUAACCAAACAUAUUUUUGCGGACGGAGGAGACGAUAUAUGCCACACAAACCUCGUAGGAAAGACUUCUGGUUACCAGAUGAAUUUGCUGCAGUCAACAACACCCGCAACAAGACUAAAAGUCAUCGUAUAAGAAGAUGGUCUGGAAAUGAAUUUUCCAGCUUUCAAGAUAAUGUCCAAGGACAAAAGCGGAACCAUCCACAAAGAAGGAACAGAAGAAGCGUGGAAACCCUUGUAGUCGCUGAUAGAGAGAUGGUCCGGAAGCAUGGAACUGAGAAUGUUACCACAUACCUUCUGACAGUAUUUAAUAUGGUAGCAAUGCUUUACCAGGACUCAACAAUAGGUAGCAAUGUUAGCGUCAUUCUGGUUGGACUUGUUUUACUUGAAGGCGAUGAGCCAGGUUUAACAAUCUCUCACAACGCUGAAAGGUCCCUUAGCAGUUUUUGCCAAUGGCAGUCUACCAUUCAUACCAGUAAAGGUAGGCAGCACGAUCAUGCUGUCCUCGUCACUGGACUCGACAUCUGUUCUUGGAAAGAUGAGCCGUGCGAUACUUUAGGAUAUGCUCCAAUUAGCGGUAUGUGCAGUAAAUACAGAAGCUGCACGGUCAAUGAAGAUUCUGGAUUAGCUCUAGCGUUUACUGUUGCUCACGAAAUUGGACAUAACUUCGGGAUGGUGCACGAUGGCCAAGGGUCCUCUCCAUGCCGUAAGAAACGAGGAACCAUUAUGUCAGCCUCCUUGUCCGGACUGGAUACCAGCUUCCUGUGGUCCGAGUGCAGUCGACGAGAUCUGGCCAAGUUCCUGGAGUCCCCUAGAGCACUAUGCCUUAAAAAUGAGCCAAACUCUCCUGAUGAACUGCAAUUUCCCAACCAUUUGCCUGGUCAACUUUAUGAUGCAGAUAUGCAAUGUAGAUUGCAAUUUGGUACGAAAUCUAGCCUUUGCGAGCACUAUCCUAGAAAAAGUGAAGUUUGUCGCGCCUUGUGGUGUCAAAGGAACGGGAGAGAAUGUGAAACAAAAUUUUUACCUGCUGCUGAAGGGACACCGUGUGGUAAAAAUAAAUGGUGUCGAAGGGGUUUAUGUGUGGAUAAAGAGCUAGACGCUGUGAAGGCCAUCGAUGGAGGCUGGAGUCCUUUUUCUCCUUGGUCGAAAUGCUCUCGGCAUUGCGGCGGCGGUCUUAUGAUUCGAGAAAGAUUCUGUGACUCACCUCCACCAAGUAAUGGAGGGAAUUAUUGUAAAGGUGAAGAAAAAGAGUAUCAAAUCUGUGGAACUAAGAGUUGCGAUGUUGAUAGUCCCGAGUACCAGACUGAUCAAUGUGCUACUUUUAAUAAACGCACAGUGAAAGGAAAAUUUUAUCACUGGAGACCGUAUGGUAAAGACCUGGGAGCUUUAUCAAGAUGUCGUAUUUAUUGCGUUCCUGAUAAAGAAGAUCUGUACCUUGUAUUGUCGACUAAACUUCAAGAUGGCAGUUCUUGUAACGGAAACUUUUCAAGUGUCUGCAUUGACGGUGAAUGUCGGGCCGUAGGUUGUGAUGGCAAAAUAGAAUCUACCGUUACUCCUGACUACUGUGGUGUGUGCAACGGAGACAAUUCUACGUGUGAAACAAUAAGUGGAAAUUACCAUGCUGUAAACCUCAGCGCAGGUUACCAUGAAGUCAUUCGGAUACCUCCACACUCCAGACAUUUAAAUAUCUCAGAAACUCGAGAUUUUCCAACGUAUUUAGCUUUACGUGAGAGCACAGGUCAGUAUCGUUUAAACGGAAAUUGGAUACUUCAUUGGCCUGGAAGGUAUAAUGCUGCUGGAACAACUCUCAGUUACAGAAGAUGGCCUGGGAAGCCAGAAAGUUUAUUAACAAAAGGACCAACAAUGAAAGAACUGAUUGUUGAGAUAUUAGUACGUGAAAAUGAAGAAGCAUUUAUAAAUUAUGAAUUUGUUGUAUCGAAAGUCCAUGGACAUUGGAAAACACAGAAUUCGUCAUGUUCAACAACAUGUAGCAACGGAACAUUUAUUUCAUAUCCAGUUUGUGUGAAUUCUACAAAUCAUUUAGUAGAUACUGCUUAUUGUACUUUGUCUUCUAAACCUGUUACAAGAACAUACUCCUGCUCAAACACAGUUUCUUGCAUGGCCAGGUGGUAUAUUGGUGAAUGGACAUCUUGUAAUCUUAACACCUGUGAGGAAGAAUGGCAACAGAGAGAAGUAUAUUGCAUUGUAGGAGAAAAGAAAACUGAAAAAUUCCAUUGCUCCAUCCAAAAUCAACCAGAAGAUAUGCGGAAAUGCAUCAAAUUUAAUUGCCUGUAUUCCUGGUUUACAGGCCCAUGGACAAAAUGUCAUGGCGUUUGCUCAAGAGGAUUUCAGACACGAUCAGUAACAUGUCGUCGGAGUGAAAAUGGUACAGCUGAAAGUUUUUCCAAUUGCAACAAAGACCAACAGCCACCACAUACGCGCAAAUGUAGAAAUGAAAAAAAUUGCUAUGCUCACCUACGAAUUUAUGAUGGUGUGUGGACUACAAGCUCAUGGAGUAAGUGUGAUGGAAGCUGUGGUAAUCAAGAGCAAAUACGUGAUGUCACCUGCGUAAGUAAAUUGAAUGGCAAACAGAACAGCCCACAAUGUGAUCUUGAUACAAAACCACCAUCAAGACAAUUUUGCAUAAAAAACUGCCCAGAUUCCAAAUACCUUGAUUGUGAAGAUCACUAUGAGUGGUGCCCUGUUUCAACAAAUGAAAGACUGUGUGGUCUUAAAUUUUACAUCACAAAUUGUUGUAAGUCAUGUAGGAAAAAAUUAUGAAACAAUAUGUAACACUGAAAAUAUGAUUUGUAUAGUUAUGCUGUAUUUAUAUUUGACCAUAAAUCAUGGAUCACUGCUUUUAAACAGCCACAUUCAUUCAA